Molecule: messenger RNA, 1742 nt
Organism: Clunio marinus
Lineage: Eukaryota; Metazoa; Arthropoda; Insecta; Diptera; Chironomidae
Source: the annotation of a GenBank genome assembly
AUGGACGAUCUUACUGAGAACGCCUUAGCCAUUUCUGAUGAUGAAGAUAUUAGGCUUACGAUGGUUUUCGGUUUCAUUUUAACGCUGGUGUCAAUUUUCUGCAACACAUUGUGGUUUUUAAGUCAUUUUGCUAUCUUUUUAAUUCAUUAUUUUAUUGUUUUAUUAAUUCUUCUCUGUGUUGUCUCAAAAUUCAUCAAACUUAACUCAAUUUCAUUUGAGUCAAUACAGAAAGUUUUCAUCCCAAAUGGAUAUCCACUAUCUUAUCUUGGAUCAGUUUUUGAUGUCCCCGAGAACUCGAAAGCAAGCUUUGAAUACAGCUGCUCUCACAACUGCCCACGAAUCUUCUUCAGUCUUGACAUGACUGAAUGUGGUCAAUUAGUGGUGCUUGACAAACAAACUCUUGAAAAAGCGAACAUUCACACUCCCAUCAACAAAACUAAGUUCGAUGAAAUCAAGAAUCUAAACAUUUCCGAUUCCCAUCCUUUGGGCAAACAAUUUGGAUAUCAAAAGAUUCUCACCCUUGAUGCGUUGCUUAAAAUAUUGGAGCCUUUAAAUGUUGUUGUUAUAUUAAAUGCCACAAGAACUGGAUCGUCUUUUAUAGAGAAACUUAAGCAGACAAUAUCAACACACGAUCCCAUGUUUACAAAGAAAAUCAUAUUUUGUUGUCGGUCACCAAUUGUCGUUUACAAGUUGAGGAAACUUUUCCCGAAUCUUAUGUGUGCUAUUUGGAUUGAUAAUUUAAGUUCAUGGCGUAAUAAUAAACGAAUUUUUAAACUAUUAACAAUCCUUCGAUCGAUUCAUGAUGUUUUAUUACGCAAUCUCAUUGGUCCCAUCAUUGGAAUAAGCUUAGUGUUUGUGCAUAAAGAUGAGUUUAACACACAUAUAUCAGAAUUGUGGCAAAAUUGUGGAGUCAUCCCAAUAGUCUACUUUGUAAAUUCACCAAGUGAGAAGCGUUAUUAUCAGAAUGUCAUUAAAACUCGCUAUUUAACGUCAUCUUUAAGGUCCGAGCCGCAAAUCAUUUUCAACAACAACAAAAUCUAAGAAACUUUCAUCGGAUUGUUAAUCAGAAAACAUGAUGAGAUUUCCAGUAUUCUUGAAACCAAAACUAAACUAAUAACAUAAUCAAUCAAGCUUUUAAAUAAUGGAAAAUUGUUUAAAAGAUGUGAAACUUUAAAGAAGUUGUGAAUUUUCUUUAAUUGAUUCAAACUUUCAUAGCUUGCGAUAAAUUUUCAUGAAUCUUUCAACAUUAAUCUUUAAUCAUAAAAUUGAACUAACAUGACAACUGAAACAAAACGAACGAAGUCCUUCAUAAAUAUUUUUAUUCGAUCGAUUUUUAUAUUUUUAACUGUUCAAAGAAUUUUAUUGACCCAACGGAAUUAUAAUUUUAUGUUUGUACCUCAGGCGAGCAAUGCUCCAAAUCGAUAUGAAAUGUUAAUGGCCAUUAAUUAGCUUUUAAAAUUAUUUUUUAUACUUUAUCCGUACUAUUAUUAAAGAAAUUUUUUAUCUUUAAGUUUCUUUUUAAUUUCGUCCAAGAGAUAAUUUUUUUAUCCCGCUUAGUAAAAAUUUCAAGUCAUUCAAAGAAGCAUUCAAUCAAUUUUCAUUGCAAUCAAAGAUGUAUGUAUUAGAAUAGAAUUUUCAAAGAUUAGAUUAUAAGAAGCCUUUCAUCAAAUAAAACGUUUUUUGCUUGACUCGAGUGGAUUCAUAAAUAAAGAUUUGUGACUACCUGUCACAACAUCGUAAAA